UCUUCCAAUGAUCAGUGUCCCUUUUUUUACCACUUUGUUAUGCCCUUAAAACAAAUGGUCCCUCACCAAUUCUUUAUCAGUAAUUUAAAAACAAUGGUCCUAACUGCUAUGUGAUGCUCCCAAUUGUACACAGCAUUGAUGCUCGUCAACUUCCCCCCUCCAACCCACUUGAAAGCACCGUUCUACCACCUCUCACCACAGUAUACCUCCCUUAUGUACUUCCUUUGCAUCUAAUCUAAGCCUCCAAAACUCUCUCUCUCUCUCUCUAUCUCUCUAUCUCUACUAUAGGACAAUCAUUAUUUCACAAAGGUCUUCCAAAGAAGACUUUUACAAAGCCAAAAAGUUUGGAGUGAGGAGGGAAGGAAAAAAUAGAAAGUGUCUUUUUGAGAGAGGAAGCAAACCAAUUAAGCAAAGGCAAGGAAAGCACAUCUCCUUGUUCGUUGUGAAAUCAUGGGUUGCUCAGCCUCAAGAACCAUCACCAUAGUGGCCAACAGUUAUCCAGAUCAGGAUCCCUCUCCUUCUGCUUCUCUUGCUUCUUCUUCUUUCUCUUCCUCUUCUGCUUCACACUUUAACUCCAACAAUUCUUCACCCCCGGUUAGAAGAAGAGCCCUUUCUCUCCCAAUGCCUCUUGUCCAUCACCCUCCCAUCAAAAAGGGCGACACACACCACCUUGUCUCCCUCACCUCCACCACCUAUGGCUCCCUUCUUCUCAUUGACCAAAAAGACCCCAACUUGACCCCAAAAAACCAACCCCACCUCACCAAAACCUCAAACCAAACUGAGAUAGAACACUCACUCUCCCCAGACUCGGUCAUCAACACUUGGGAACUCAUGGAUGGCUUGGAUGAAGAAGAAGAGGAGCCACAAGAAGGAAUUGUGAAGCCUCCUAACAUUUCUACUUUAGACAAGCCAAGUUCAUGCAGGUACACAGCAUUCGAUGGGUCUGCAAGGAAGAAACUGCUUGAUUCCUUUGAGUCACUGAAAACUUCACAAACAGUAACAGAAAACUCUUCUUCUCCAGCAUCAACCAAGAAGCCACUUUGGCAGCAUUUAUCUGAGGAAGCAUUGCUUGCUAAGUUGGAUCCAAGUGUGGCUUGGAGUUACAGGAGAGCAUUAUCAUCGAGGCAACUUGGUAGAAACACUUUACCUAGAGAUAUCAGGUCAAUGGGGUCUAGCCCUUUGGUAUUUUCUCCUUCUUUUUCAUUUUGUAAGAAUAAUUUGUGCCGUUUGCCUGGCACUGAGGACAGAAUAGUGCUUUAUUGUACUAGUUUGAGAGGGAUCCGGAAGACCUAUGAGGAUUGUUGUUCAGUUAGGAUGAUUCUGAGGGGCUUCAGAGUUGCGGUUGAUGAGAGGGAUAUCUCAAUGGAUUCAUCCUAUAGGAAGGAGUUGCAGGAUGCUCUUGGUGGCAAGGCAGUGACCUUGCCUCAGGUCUUUAUCAGAGGGAAGUAUGUGGGAAAUGCUGAUGAGUUGAAGCAUAUGAAUGAGUCUGGAGAAUUAGCAAGGCUGUUGGAAGGAUUCCCCACCCAGGAGCCUGGCUUUGUCUGUGACAACUGUGGGGAUGCCAGGUUUGUGCCAUGCCCCAAUUGCAAUGGUAGCAGGAAGGUGUUUGAACAUCAAGAAGGAGGGUUGAGAAGGUGUCCUGAUUGCAAUGAGAAUGGCUUGAUUAGAUGCCCAGGUUGCUGUACAUGAUUGAUGGAAAUUAGUCCUGUGAAUCAGGUAUACCAGAUUCACCGAGACUAUUUUUGUAUCAAAAUCAAUUUUAAGAUGUUGAACUCUCUCAGCAUAUGUUCUACACAGAAAAGCAAUUAUUGAUCACAAGCAUACCCUGGAUGAUCAUGUUGGUGCUGUGUUUGUUCAUUCAUUGGGGUGGAAUUUACAACCACCAAGAAUGCACCUUUCAGUUUCGUCCUUUGUUUUUAGUCAGUACUCCCAGUUGUUAUUUGUUUUAUGUCAGACUUUUGCUUUAUUAGUGUUCAUUACCCUCUGAACAGCAGAAAAUAAAACUGACAUGCUUAAUUUCUAAUUUCAA
Vigna radiata var. radiata (mung bean) is the source of this 2029-nucleotide messenger RNA. RefSeq lists its product as uncharacterized. NCBI's taxonomy places the organism in Eukaryota, Viridiplantae, Streptophyta, Magnoliopsida, Fabales, Fabaceae. Bases 451 to 1689 code for a protein of 412 amino acids. The transcript has a single exon. The record is from RefSeq and is a predicted model, not a curated record.